CUCACGUUGUAGACGCAGAGGGAGGUGCUGAGGGAGGAAGGGGGUCCUCCCCCUGCUCCCACUAUUCCCGCUGCUGCCGCCGCCGUCGCCGCCGCCGCUCUCACCCCGGGACGCGGUCACAGCCCGCGGGCCUCUUUGCCUUGGGAGCUGUGCGCGGUGAGGUCCGCGGCGGUGGCGAGCGAGGAGACCGCGGGCUCGGAGUGAGCGCGGCCCGGGAAUCCGCGUGACGGGAACAGCACCAUCAUCAUCAGCAGCAGCUCGACAUAGUCGCGUUCAACCCUUGCCCCUCGUCACUUUCGACUCUUACCAGCAGUUUCACCUGACCCUCAUCGCUAGCACUCUUCAUCGUCAUCCAGCUCCACCUCCCGCGUGACAACGGAGUGCGCCGCCUGUCCACCCGCACACCGCCCAUCCGCUCCACCCCACAACCCUCGGCACGCACACCUGGGGGGGUGGGGGGUCCGAAAGCGGUCGCCCGCCGUGUCCGCUCAGUUCACCCCCCUCGUCCUCCCCUUUCUCGCUCGCUCGCUCUCCGUGCCCCGGCGCCCUCAGCAUGGACGUGCUGGAGGAGCUGCAGGGCGAGCGGGUGCUGAUCCUGUCGCGGGUGGGCGCCGCGGAGCUCUCCCUGGAAGCGGUGGACGCCGAGGCGCGCCGCUCCACGCAGCAGCUGGUGCUCACGCACAACGCGCUGGCUCGGCUGCCCCCGGCGCUGUCCUCCUUCACGGCGCUCACCUUCCUCGACGUGAGCUCCAACGCGCUGGUGGCGCUGCCCGAGGAGCUGCUGGCGCUCGCCUCCCUGCGCACGCUGCUCGCCAAGAACAACCGCCUGGACGCCUCGUCCCUGCCCAAGGACUUCGGCCGCCUCUCCAGCCUCGAGUCGCUGAACCUGUCGGGCAAUCGCUUCUGCGAGCUGCCGCCGCAGCUGCUGUCGCUCGGCCGCUUGCGCUCGCUCUCGCUGGGCGGCAACCGCCUUCGCUCCAUCCCGUCCGAGAUCUCCCGCCUCUCGGCCCUCGAGGUCCUCUACUUGGGGGGCAACGCCAUCUCGUCGGUGCCUCCCGAGCUGUCGCUGCUGCCCCGACUCGCCUGCCUGGGCCUCUGCGACAACCGCGUGCAGAGCAUCCCGCCCGAGUUCGCGCAGAUGCACGCCCUGCGCUCGCUCAGCCUGCACAACAACCUGCUCAUGUACCUACCGCGGGAGAUCCUCCACCUGGUGGGGCUGGCCGAGCUCAGCCUGCGCGGGAACCCGCUGGUCGUGCGCUUCGUGCGCGACCAGGCGUUCCGCCCGCCCGCCCUGCUCGAGUUGGCGGCCCGCGCCGUCCGCGCGCACUCCGUGCCCUACACGAGCGCCGAGCUGCCGGCGCACGUGGCGCGCUACCUGGACUCGGCCAGCAAGUGCCCCAACCCGCGCUGCGCCGGUGUCUACUUCGACGCGCGCGUCCGGCACAUCAAGUUCGUGGACUUCUGCGGCAAGUACCGCCUGCCGCUCAUGCAUUACCUGUGCUCGCCGCAGUGCUCCUCGCCGCCCGGCGGCUCCACCUCGCCCAGCGACGCCGAGUCCGAGGACGACUCCGCGGGCCGCGUGGAACCCAGGCACGUGCAGAAGGUGCUGCUGGGAUAGCGGAACGGCGGCGGCGGCACCACGCUGCGGGCUCUCG
Molecule: messenger RNA, 1655 nt
Organism: Petromyzon marinus (sea lamprey)
Lineage: Eukaryota; Metazoa; Chordata; Hyperoartia; Petromyzontiformes; Petromyzontidae
Gene: LRRC58
Product: leucine rich repeat containing 58
Cellular component (GO): cytoplasm
Molecular function (GO): protein binding
Source: RefSeq, a predicted model, not a curated record